This is a messenger RNA of Pygocentrus nattereri (red-bellied piranha), 5461 nucleotides long. It is a transcript of the gene waplb, whose product is annotated as WAPL cohesin release factor b. The record is from RefSeq and is a predicted model, not a curated record. Bases 76 to 3615 code for a protein of 1179 amino acids. Gene Ontology annotation, biological process: regulation of chromosome condensation. Lineage: Eukaryota; Metazoa; Chordata; Actinopteri; Characiformes; Serrasalmidae. The transcript is spliced from 20 exons.
GGGCGCGGGAGGGGGGAGCGCGGAUGGAGGCCGAAACAAUCGGAGAUAAAAAUAGAAUAUGAAACGGAUGUUACCAUGACGUCAAGAUUUGGGAAAACCUACAGCCGUAAGGCAGGGGAUGGGUCCUCCAAGUUUGAUGAGGUCCUUUCCAACAAAAGGGCCACGCUCAGCACCAAAUGGGGUGAGACCACCUACAAAGCUCAACUGGGCUCCAAAAGACCUGGCCUGAAGGCGGAUCAGGCUGAUCGGACGAAGAGGCCCAAGCUCGUUGAGGAUGAUGGCUCAGAAGACCCAUUUGGGUUUGACAGCGAUGAAGAGUCAAAGCCGGUCACCUCUCGCAAUGUGGCGCAGCCCAAAGUGUCCUCGGUUAGGCCGACCUCCACGGACACAUCCAGGGCCAGCCUAACUCUGGAGCCCAAUAGCAGAGUCAGCCAACCGGCCAGCGUGGAGGCUGUGGCCCCUAGCAGGACGUCAUCUGCACUCAGUGGUGACAGGAGUGCCCAUCGGGUGCCUGAGGACCCUGGGAGGUUUUUCAGCAGCUCCACAGGAGGUAAGACCUACAAUUGGUCCGGUGAAAACAUGGACCGCCACAGCUACUCAUGGUACAAAAAUGCCUCAGAGUGUGACCGCAGACCCCUGGCCCAGACCACAACUCUGAAGUCAGAGAAAUGUGAGGACAAGGACUCUUUCGAUGCCUGGAGCGCUGUGGUUGGGUUAGGGGCCCGCUCCACGUCCCCUCUCCCUGUGUCCAGAGACCUUCCGUCCAGCACGUGGACCUCUGGAGGAUAUGGACGCAGCAGCCACCUCCAUUCUAAGCCCCCUGCAGAGACCCACAUCGAGGAGGUGGGCCAGGGAGACUCUGAGGUCCCUGUGGAGCCUUCAGAAUCGGAAGACCACUCUCAGUCACUCCUUAGGGCUUCCAACUGCAGGACGUACUGCAGAUCCAACAAAGGCAAGCAGCUUGGGGGUGCGGAUGGCUUUGGAAGCGCGUUCGACAGUAGCUCAGCUGCGUCUUUGAAGAGCAGUAGCGGGGACAGUGCGGGUAAGACAGCAGUGCGAAGCAGGACGAGAGACUACACAGUCCUACACCCGUCCUCCGUGUCUGUAUGCAACGUCACCAUCCAAGAUUCCAUGGACCGAGGCAUGGAGGAGUUCACUGCCAGCGCUUCAGCCGCUGAUCCUGGAGAAGCUGGAAGACUGAGGAAAAAAGUGGAAACGGAGACCAAACCUGUCAGGUUCAGACCCACUCAGAGCAAAUCCAAGAAGGACAGUAAGCUGGAGCUGUUUGGCUUUGAUGAUGGAGAGACACUUGCUGAGGAAGGCGACCCGGCCUCCUCGGGCAGAUCUAACUACAAGAUCAAAUAUUUCGGCUUCGAUGACCUGAGCGAAAGCGACAGCGAUGAAGAGGAGAGCUCUGCUGAGAGGAGGAGGGCAAAGAGGAAGGCCAUGGCUGCGGCUGCACCGGAAGAGGUUUCUAUAGAGACCAGCGUAGACAGCCCUGAGCCUAGAUCGUCUCAGGAGAGCCAGAGCAGCAGCACAGGUCAGAGACUUGGCCUCAAGCGAGAUAUUCUGGAGGCACCCGAGGCGAACUCUCGCACCAUGUCUGAGGCAGUGAAGAAGCCUCAGGUCAAACCUCAGGAGAAAGCGAAGGAGAGCAGAAAAAUCUUCAGUGGACCCAAACGGUCUCCAACGAAAGCUGUAUAUAAUGCAAGACACUGGAACCAACCAGAGGCUGAAGAGCUGCCGCCUCCUCCUCCCUCUGCAUCACAGGCCACUCCGGCUGGUUCAUCCGGAGGCAGUAAAGAGUCAAACUUGCCCAAGGGAGACGAAGGGGUGUUCAAAACCCCUCCCUUACCACCCAAAGUCAUCAAGUCGGUCACCAUCCCCACAGAGCCUUAUCAGGACAUUGUCACGGCACUGAAAUGUAGGAAGGAGCACAAGGAGUUAUACACGGUAGUCCAGCACGUGAAACACUUCAACGACGUUGUGGAGUUCGGCGAGAACCAGGAGUUCACAGAUGACUUUGAGUACCUGGCCACUGGCCUCAAGAGUGGCCAACCUCUUAAUACUCGCUGCCUUAGUAUUAUUAGCCUGGCCACACGCUGUGCUCUGCCCAGUUUCAGGAUGCACCUGAGGGCAAGAGGAAAAGUGGCUCAGGUCUUUAAAACCCUCAGUGAUGCCCCCCAGCAUACUAAUCUAGCUCUAUGCACAGCGUCACUGAUGUACAUUUUGAGCCGCGAUCGGUUAAACAUGGACUUGGACCGGGCCAGUCUUGAGCUAAUGAUCCGGUUGCUGGAACUGGAACAGGACAAGUCCACUGACAGCCAACUCACGGCAAAAGAGAUGAACAAAGUGAAAGAGAAGAUCCGCAAGCUCUGCGAAACUGUCCACAAUAAGCACUUGGAUCUGGAGAACAUCACGACGGGGCAUCUUGCUAUGGAGACGCUGUUAUCGCUAACCUCGAAGAGGGCAGGAGACUGGUUUAAAGAGGAGCUCCGUUUGCUGGGAGGCCUUGAUCACAUUGUAGAUAAAGUGAAAGAGUGUGUGGAGAAUCUGAGCCGAGAGGAUGAUAAGGAGAACCUGGUGGCCUCGCUGUGGGGGGCUGAGAGGUGUCUGCGCGUUCUGGAGAGUGUCACCGUUCACAACCCGGAGAACCAGGCCUACCUGAUCGCCUACAAGGACUCUCAGCUCAUUGUGUCUUCUGCGAUGGCUCUCCGUCACUGUGAGGAGAUGAUUCAGAGGUACAGCAGAGAGGUGAGCAUGAGCUCGUGUGGGACGCCGCUGCCCUACUGCAGCAACAGCAGCGUGGGAAAGGCAGUGGAGGACUGCAUGAGAGCUGUAAUAGGUGUCCUGCUCAACCUCACGCACGACAACGAAUGGGGAAGCACAAAGACGGGUGAACAGGAGGAUCUGAUCAUUACGGCUCUCAACUGUGUGCUGAAGGUUCCUCAGUACCUGCCUCAGGAGCAACGUUUUGACAUCAGAGUUCUGGGUCUGGGCCUACUGAUUAACUUGGUGGAAUAUAGUGCAAGGAACAGGCACUGUCUGGUGGAGAUGGAGAUGGACGAUGGAGAAGUGUGGGAAUCUAUGUGCGUGUCUAACCAGGAGGAGCUGAACACUGAGGGAUCCCACAGUGCCAUCGCUGCACUUGUGAAGCUGUUCCUCCAGCGGGAGCAUGCAGCGGUGCUGGCCGAGACUGAGACUGAUGACUUCAUCAAUGACGUGCCGAAGACCAAUCUGGACCAAAGUGGAGAGUGGCAGGAGACGUCAUCAGGGGAGAUCCAGUGGGUGGCCUCAGAAAACAACCCCACCGAUGACCAGAAGAAGAAAGAGGACGAUGAAGAGGAGCUGGACCUCAACAAAGCUCUCCAGCAUGCAGGGAAGCACAUGGAGGACAGCAUUGUGGCCUCCUACACUGCACUUCUUUUGGGCUGCCUCUGCCAGGGAAGCCCUAUGAACGUUAGUACUGUGCGGGAAAACCUUCCAAAAGGGGAUUUCUCCAUAAUGACGGAAAUGCUGAAGAAGUUCCUGAAUUUCAUGAACCUCACAUGUGACAUAGGCACGACGGGGCAGAAGUCCAUCUCUCGGGUCAUCGAUUAUCUAGAGCACUGCUAAUGCGUCGGCAGAGCUCACGUUUUCUCACAUAAACACGGACACACAUACACGCCUUGCAGAAUGCGAUGCAGAGAGCAACCCCUGAGACCACCAGCACCAUGACGUCUCCUUCCUGGUCCUCCUUCUAAAGACCCCUUGCUGCGCUUUGAGAUGGCAGGCACGUCCCACCGGUACUGUGGGCUGAAACACUUCAAAUCAAUCUCAGAGGAACAUUUGUUUGUUGUUUCUUAGCAGUUUUUCAGCGCAGUUCAGACGGGCUUCUGUUCCUUCAAGCUUUUUUUUUUUUUUUUUUCGUUUUUAUUUUUUGCUUUUUAAUCAUAAAUUGACAGCAGUACAGCAGGGAAAGACUAUCAGAAUUCUCUCCUCGCUUUAAAAAAAAAAACCCAUUUUCUCAUUGUGCCCUGCAAGAAUGCUACUGUGCUGUGCUGGGUCGCUUUAGUAAAGAUCUGUUUUUCUUUAACCCCCACGAUCAAUAACUUUUCACUGUCAGUGCACCCUGGCGCCACAGACGAUGGAUAGCUUUGAUCGAGCAAAGCUCAGACUUGCGAAUAGUGGAGGUUUUGCCCCAUUUUUGCCUCUUUGAAUUUUAAAAAGCGGAGGGCACCCAACUGGUUCGUUCUGAGACUGAAUCAGAGCUUUUUUUAUGUGUGAAUGCUGAAUGCUGUGGCCUUGUAGUCCACACUGAUUUUUCCUCUGUGAUCCCACCCUGUUUAGGGAUUCUGGUGUCUCACAGUGAAUAAAUUAUUUCUCUGCUCUUUGAGUGGGCUAAACAGAGGGAAGGGAUGGGCUUUUUUUUUUUAAAACAGCCUUAUAAUGUGGAAUUGGGCUAAAAGACAUGUCAUUCCUAAUCCUGGAGAUUUUAAUCUUCGCAAAGUCACUGAGAAUCAGACUCUAGCAGGUAAAUCAUGCAGGAUACUGCCAUGUCAAACCUGAUCCAAGCUAAGCAGCUUUCUGUGUUCUCAUGUAGUUCGGUGAUCUCAACACAAGCCCACGUCAGUAUUGCAUCGUGCUCAGUAUGCAUGUUUUUUUUUUUUUUUUUUUUUUUUUUUAAGUUUCUUAAUUAAUAAUUUAUUCUGACAGGGCUCAGCCUGCUUUUAUGAGAUUUUUUUUCCAUAAAGCUUUUCGUGUCCUCUCUUCAUAGGCCAGUUUCUUAAACACAGCUGAAAUGUAUAAGCAUACUUUUUGAGUUUUCAUGUCGUGUUCAGAGUUAGCUCCUACAAAGAUAUCCUUCAGAGAUAAGCUUCAUUGAUGCCGUUUUCGACAAGCUAAGAGUUCACCGUAACUUUCAUUUGAAAUUUGCCCUUUUGUUAGCUACACCCACAAUGCGUAUUCCUCAUCCAUUAAAGAUUGUCCCUUUUGAUGAAAUUGGAAGUCGAUGUACAGUAAGGCAUUCAAAAUCUUCAUUUCUAAUUCACUUUCUUUUGAUGUGUAUUUCCAAAAAUUGUUUUUUUCUGUUAGGCGCCUGCUGCAGGCUGUUCCGUUGGUCCACGGGCUGUGUUCAGAAACAACGUCAUUGUGCGUAUGUGCGUCUAUGUUUUCUGUCAGGGCUGUAUCAAACAUGCUAAACAUCCCACUGGGUUUUCAAACUCCCAAGUUCUGGAAAUGAAUGGAACCACACAAAUGUACAUAUUCCUGUAAAUAUUGGCUAUUGGAAAUCUAGAACGAUAGACUACUUUUCAGAAUCCGAUCUUAUUUUUAUUUUAUACAGCAUUUUUCUCAGUUGUGUUUGAGGUGAAAUUUAAAGAGGCAUCUGCAGGAACCUGAACUUUGUACCAAUUUCAGAAAUGAUGUCUUUGGUUACUUGUACAUAAUUUUAACUCAAAUAAAAAUUGCUACUUUCAAUACA